CCCCCGCUGAGUCCCAACUUUCUCAGGAAGCUGUAGUCACAGCCACCACAGUCAGAGCCGCCUGCCUCCUGCCUCGGAGCCCUUACACCUGUGGGGUGGGCCCUGUUGUCACCCACCCCCAUUACAGAUGAGGAAACUCAGGCACAGUUCGACCCCCGUGAACAGCCUCCAUGAGGCCCUGGACCAGUGUAUGACCGCCCUGGACCUCUUCCUCACCAACCAGUUCUCAGAAGCACUCAGCUACCUCAAGCCCAGGACCAAGGAGAGCAUGUACCACUCGCUGACAUAUGCCACCAUCCUGGAGAUGCAGGCCAUGAUGACCUUUGACCCUCAGGACAUUCUGCUUGCUGGCAACAUGAUGAAGGAGGCACAGUUGCUCUGUCAGAGGCACCGGAGGAAGUCUUCCGUAACAGAUUCCUUCAGCAGCCUGGUGCACCGCCCCACUAUGGACCAGUUCACAGAAGAGGAGAUCCACGCUGAGGUCUGCUAUGCGGAGUGCCUGCUGCAGAGAGCGGCCCUGACCUUUCUGCAGGAUGAGAACAUGGUGAGCUUCAUCAAGGGCGGCAUCAGAGUGCGAAACAGCUACCAGACCUACAAGGAGCUGGACACCCUGGUCCAUUCCUCCCAGUACUGCAAGGGAGAGAGCCACAGGCACUUUGAGGGAGGCGUGAAGCUUGGCGUGGGAGCCUUCAACCUGACGCUGUCCAUGCUCCCAACCAGGAUCCUGCGGCUGCUGGAGUUCGUGGGGUUUUCAGGGAACAAGGACUACGGGCUGCUGCAGCUGGAGGAGGGCGCGUCGGGGCACAGCUUCCGCGCCGUGCUCUGUGUCAUGCUGCUCCUGUGUUACCACACCUUCCUCACCUUCGUGCUCGGUACCGGGAACGUUAACAUCGAGGAGGCCGAGAAGCUCUUGAAGCCCUACCUGAAUCGAUACCCGAAGGGUGCCAUCUUCCUGUUCUUCGCUGGGCGGAUCGAAGCCAUUAAAGGCAACAUUGAUGCGGCCAUCCGGCGGUUCGAGGAGUGCUGUGAGGCCCAGCAGCACUGGAAGCAGUUUCACCACAUGUGUUACUGGGAGCUGAUGUGGUGUUUCACCUACAAGGGCCAGUGGAAGAUGGCCUACUUCUACGCCGACCUACUCAGCAAGGAGAACUCCUGGUCCAAGGCCACCUACAUCUACAUGAAGGCCGCCUACCUCAGCAUGUUCGGGAAGGAGGACUACAAGCCGUUCGGGGAUGACGAAGUGGAGUUAUUUAGAGCUGUGCCAGGCCUGAAGCUCAAGAUUGCUGGGAAAUCUCUACCCACAGAGAAGUUUGCCAUCCGCAAGUCCAGACGCUACCUCUCCCCCAACCCCGUCUCGUUGCCAAUCCCUGCUCUGGAGAUGAUGUACAUCUGGAAUGGCUAUGCUGUGAUUGGGAAGCAGCCGGCACUCACGGAUGGAAUCCUUGAGAUUAUCACCAACACCGAAGAGAUGCUGGAAAAGGGCCCAGAGAAUGAGUACUCAGUGGAUGACGAGUGCUUGGUGAAACUGUUGAAGGGGCUGUGUCUGAAGUACCUGGGCCGCAUGGAGGAGGCUGAGGAGAAUUUCAGGAGCAUCCCUGCCAAUGAGAAAAAGAUUAAAUAUGACCACUACCUGAUCCCAAAUGCCCUGCUGGAGCUAGCCCUGCUGUGUAUGGAACAAGGCAGAAACGAAGAGGCCAUCAAGCUCCUGGAAUCUGCCAAGCAAAACUACAAGAACUAUUCCAUGGAGUCAAGGACACAUUUUCGAAUCCAGGCAGCCACACUCCAAGCCAAGUCUUCCCUAGGGAACGUCAGCAGACCCCUGGUCUCAUCUGUGUCCUUGUAGAUUUGCGCACCACUCCCGAGCUGGAAGACGAGCAGAGACAACUGAACAAAGCUCCUGGAAACAUUUCAAAAGAUCCCCUCCCCCUGCCCUGCCCUGCCUUUGGGGUCCACCAGCGCUCCAGUGGGAUGGCACGACCUGGGUAUCCAUGCCAAAGCAAAGCUGGCAUUUUCACCAGUGUGGUCAAGGGCCUUUGCCAAGGGUAGAACAGGUGGAGGCCUCUGCCUGCCCUCUCACACAUACGGGUACUCGUUUUUCACUGUGAUGCUUAAGAGAAUGUAUGAACAGUUUACAUUUUCCUUAGAAAUACAUUGAUGGAUCAGAGUUGGCUUUAAGAAAAUACCAACAACCCCUGUAAAUCUUUGUUUUCACCCAUCCUGACCCAAAGGUAAAUCUCUCUAUCUGAUGCCAAAGACCAAAUUGCUUUUCCAAUUUCGGCAAGGUCUUUGUUUCUGGGGGUGGGAAGGCCCUUCUCUCAGAGGCCCUGGGGAAAGCCUGGGAGACAGGCUUCCGGGCUUGCGGGGUGGUGAGCACAGAAGCUGCACACAGAUACCCACUGCCUGGCUUCCCACACUUGAUGUAACUUUCUGAUUUAAAAAUCAAGCAAAAUCUUUUUAAUGAGAGAACAUUUGAGUGCAUCUAUAGAAAAUUAUGUUUCCACCAGUAGGGAAGGGAGAAAGCCUGACAAAGGAAGUGUGUGGCCCUUUCCAUGCCAAAACCAGGAAGUCUAGGGGAUCGGGGUAGGGGAGGCGCUCAGAAACCGUCUGCGUCCUCACUGUUUGCCAGGCUGAAGCCAUCGGGAAUCGUUUAUGAAACAUGAAAAUCUCCUGUCCUUCAAGAUGCAUUAUUUCCUGACAGGAUUUUUCUUAGAAAUAGAAUGGUUAUUAUGGCCUGUUGUAUAGG
This is a messenger RNA of Tupaia belangeri chinensis (Chinese tree shrew), 2743 nucleotides long. It is a transcript of the gene TTC39A, whose product is annotated as tetratricopeptide repeat domain 39A. The record is from RefSeq and is a predicted model, not a curated record. The coding region runs from base 128 to 1843 and encodes 571 amino acids. Gene Ontology annotation, molecular function: protein binding. The transcript has 18 exons. NCBI's taxonomy places the organism in Eukaryota, Metazoa, Chordata, Mammalia, Scandentia, Tupaiidae.